AUGGCCCCCCACAUCGACUAUCAGCCCGACAGACGGUGCAUGCUCGAGCAACUGACUCUCAAGCUUGGGCUUAAGUGUGAGUGUGUGUUUUUCCACACGGGUCAUCACCGUAAUGGAAUCGAUCGGCCCGAUGCGUUCAAGUGGUACGGUAUCGAUUUUCCACCGGGCGCUCAAUCGCUCCCGGGCUCGGAAGCAAAGCCGCCAAUAUGUUGCCCGUCGCGGUACUUGCUGGGUGUCCUGCUGCUGCACGCCUCGCUGGCGGCGGCCGCCCACUGGGACCACGCGGUUUUCCUCGACGACUACUACCGGCUGCUGUGGAGCAUCUCCGGCCAGGAUAUCACGUUCGAGGUGCAGGCGCGCACCCACGGCUACAUCGGGCUCGGGUUCUCCAAGGAUGGCACGAUCUACGGCGCCGACAUCGUCAUCGGCUGGGUCGACCAGGGUCAGGUGCACUUUCAGGACCGACACGUGAAGAAACACGGCGAUGGAGAACCACUGGUCGACUCCUCCCAGGACUACGUGCUGCUGUUGGGCUACGAAAACCAGACGCACACGGUGCUGCGCUUCAAGCGCAAGCUGGACACAUGCGACGUUGCGUACGACGUCCCAAUCACGAAUGACACGAUGCGUGUGAUUUAUAUGUACCACGAUAAGGAACCGCACGGCGCGUUCUACACUCCCGGCAGCCUGCCGGAUCCAGCCGAAGCCUUCAAGCAGGCCCGCUCACUCUUCCUGACGCAGCGCAUCAACCAAGCUCCACUCAAACCCGACCCGCGACUUCGUACGCUCGAGCUGCUCAAUCAGGACGUGACCCUGCCGGACACCGAGGGCACCCUGCACUGGUGCAAAAUGUUCAAGCUCAACGAUAUCAAUCGCAAACAUCAUCUGAUUAGGUACGAGCCUGUUUUGGAGAGGCGCACGCUCGAUUCCAGCAGCAGAUAUGUUUACCACAUGAUCCUGCACGAGUGCCAGGGUUCCUCGCCGGAGAUGGAAAUUAUGUCGCGCGAAAACGGCUGCCCGUGCUACCGGACGGAUCGAUCGAUCCUGUCCUGCAACUCGAUAGUGGUCGCCUGGACGCGCGGUUCCGAGGGUUUCUCUUUCCCGAGCCAAGUCGGGUAUCCGCUAGAUUCGAACCAGGCCCGUUUCUACCUGAUGGAGACGCACUACAGUCUGCCGGAUCGGGAGUACAGCUGGCCAUCUACAAAGCCGAAAGUGAUGGUGGAUAACUCCGGCCUUCGGCUGUACUACACUGACACUCUUCGGCGUGAGGACGCAGGUGUCCUGUCGGUCGGGAUGGACCCGAACUGGCGGCAUAUCAUCCCACCCGGUCAGGAGCACGUUGUAUCCGAGGGUCACUGCGUGGGCGAAUGCACUCAGCGGGCUUUUCCACGUGAUGGAGUUCACAUUUUCGCCGUAAUGAUGCGCACGCAUCAGAUCGGUCGACAGAUCAAGCUCCGGCAGAUUCGCCACCGUGAGGAACUUCUCCCGAUCGCGCAUGAUCGUAAUACGGACUGGAACUAUCAGGAGUACCGUCGAUUAUCGGCCCCAGUGCGGGUCCUUCCAGGUGAUCGACUCAUCGCCGAAUGCAUCUACGACAGCUCGGGUCGGACCGCAAUCACGCUUGGUGGGUUGACGACGCGCGAAGAGACGUGCCUGGUGUUGGCGUUGUACUAUCCCCGGCAGAAGGAGCUCACGACCUGCCACUCGCUGCCGAGUCUGCCCACCGUAAUCAACUCGCUUGGCAUUAACGAGCUGGUGCCGGGCUCGAAUCCGGUGCGGAUCGCAUCACCACCGGAACUGUCUGGAAUGACCCUCGAAACGCGCCUGAUCUCGUACGACUGGCGGAACAACUUCCGCAGCUUCCAAUACGUCACACGCCGAGGAACCUUCAAGCCACUUUGCUGGAGCGCCAAAAACCAGCCCGUGCCGGGCACGGAAAAUCUGGAAGGGUUUGCGCCGAACAUCACCAAGUCAUACAAGAUCAUCCGGUCCUGCAGCUUCGUCGGCAGCACGAAGGUAGCCAACGUGUUCUUCCAGAACCGGAACCGGUACGUGACGGAGUCGGAGGCAAGCGUGGAUCGGACGCUGGAUGCGGACAGCGACGAGGACGACAAUACCGACAGCAACAACGUGAUAGAGGGCGCCGCUAGGAGCAAGGUGUCUCGCAGCUCGGUCACCGAAUCGAUGGGUCUUAGUGGCGGCCCAGCCACGUUCCGGCCGCUCGGUUCUGCACCGAAGAUGUUCGCGUUUCUGCUGUUUAUCAUCUUUCUCAACUCCUUCCGGAUAGCGACCGACCGUUCGUUCGCGACCGUUGGGGCCGAUUGAAGGGAAUCAACCCUCACGACUCGUUCGCGAUAAGUAGGCAACCAAUUGCACGCGGUGGUGGUUCCGGUGCGUUUUUAUUCUACCCUCCGGGUGUUGUGCUCCCGGAAUGGCUCGAGAGAAUUGCGAAUGUACAUAAGAAUUCGUGGGUGAAAGGAUGAAGUACAUGCUCCCCGGAAGACAAUGCCGGGGGAAUCCUUAGGAACGCGGGGUUACCUUUGAAUUCCACCAGGUGGAAGGAUUAAUCUGUUCAGUUUCUCGUAGUCGAUGGUAAGUGUGUUGCAUAGGAAAAAGAGAGAGAGAGAGAGAGAGAGAGAGAAAAUAAUGCUAGCGAAUAAUUCUCGAAACACUCGAAAAGACUUUCAAAUUGAAAGGCAUGCAAAUUGAGGACUAUAAUAUGCAAGUUUGGUUUUAAUGUGAAACAAUUCAUGAGUUCGUGAGUACGUAAGUAAAAGCGACAUAAAAGAGCGUAGAACGAACGAAGAUAAGCAGCUCGUGGCAAAGCACAUAAAACUGAAGCAGAAAAAUAAUACGGAUAAGGGUGCGAAAGAGACGCUAGCCAUUCUUCAAUCCUCUCGUAUUCUUUUUUUUUGUAAAUAGCAUGCGGGCUUCGCCGUAGCAGCAACUGUUGUGUAAAUAGUGCAUUUUGUAUAAAUGAAAAUGAAACCGAACCUAAAGAACACCUACCAGUAGUAGCUGAACGUAAUGAACCAAAAACCAAAAGAAGAGAAAAGAAAAAAAAAAUACACAUAAAAGUAAAAAUACGAAAAAAAAGAAAAUGAACAAAAAAAAUAACAAAAUGUCAAAA
Molecule: messenger RNA, 3130 nt
Organism: Anopheles nili
Lineage: Eukaryota; Metazoa; Arthropoda; Insecta; Diptera; Culicidae
Product: MOXD1 homolog 2-like
Biological process (GO): octopamine biosynthetic process; norepinephrine biosynthetic process; dopamine catabolic process
Cellular component (GO): secretory granule membrane
Molecular function (GO): dopamine beta-monooxygenase activity; copper ion binding
Source: RefSeq, a predicted model, not a curated record